GAGAAUAUCUUGUGGGACCGGAAGGAAGUGGAAACUCGCACAGCAGAGCGGUGCGCCGGCAAACUUGCGUGGUUAGAGAGCGCGUGGCUGCUUAAAAAGUCGCGUCGCUCGGAACCCGAGAUCAGAAGCGGCCUAAGGUUCGACCGACGUCUGUGUACGACGUGACUGCAUACUAUGGUGGGGAGAUCUCGGCGACGCGGAGCGGCCAAAUGGGCAACUGUGCGAGCCAAGUCAGAUCGCGGCGCAGUGGAGGACAAUGACGACUUAGAACUGCCACCCUCGCCUGGAGAUUCCAGCUACUACCAAGAUAAGGUAGAUGAUUUCCACGAGGCCCGGUCUCGGGCCGUCCUGGCUAAGGGCUGGAACGAAGUUGAGAGUGGGGAUGAAGAGGGUGGUGAUGAGGAGGAGGAGGUGCUACCCCUAGAUAUUGCGGAUGAGGAUGAUGAAGAUGGAGAAAGUUCGGAGGACGAGGAAGAGGAGGAGGAGGAAGAGGAAGAUGGUGGUGAUGAGAGCUCCGUGCAGAGUGAGGAUGAGGCCUCUGUGGAUCCCAGCUUGUCGUGGGGUCAGAGGAAAAAACUUUACUAUGACACGGACUACGGUUCCAAAUCCCGAGGCCGACAGAGUCAGCAAGAAAUAGAGGAGGAAGAAAGAGAGGAGGAAGAGGAGGCCCAGCUUAUUCAGCGGCGCCUCACCCAAGCCCUGCAAGAGGAAGAUUUUGGGGUCGACUGGGUGGAGGCCUUUGCAAAACCACUGUCGCAGGCAAACGAGUCUCAGACACGGGUGGUGAAGGAUUUGGCGAAAUUUUCCGUAAAAGAGAAAUUGAAGAUGCUGCGAAAGGAAUCACCAGAACUCUUAGAAUUGAUAGAAGAUCUGAAGGUUAAAUUGACAGAGGUGAAGGAUGAGCUGGAGCCCUUGCUACAACUGGUCGAGCAAGGAAUUAUUCCACCUGGAAAAGGAAGUGAAUACCUAAGAACCAAGUACAACCUCUAUUUGAACUACUGCUCCAAUAUCAGUUUUUAUUUGAUCUUGAAAGCGAGGAGAGCCCCGGCACAUGGACAUCCUGUUAUAGAAAGGCUUGUUACCUACCGAAAUUUGAUCAACAAGCUGUCAGUUGUGGAUGAGAGGCUGUCCUCUGAGAUUCGACAUCUACUCUCACUUAAAGAUGAGGCUAGAAAGGAAGAAUUAAAUCCAAAAGCAAAAUUCGCCAAGACUAAGGCAAAAUCUGUUUCAGCAACUGCUGCUACCUCUACUGUUAAGGAUCUUUCUGAUGACUCCAAUUUUGAUGAAGAAGCUGCGGUGGAAUACUAUAAAGAAAUGGAAGACAAGCAAAAAUUGAAGAGAAAGAAAGAAAAUAGUUCUGAAGAACAAGCUCUAGAAGAUCAAAAUGCAAAGAGAGCGAUUACCUAUCAAAUUGCCAAAAAUCGAGGACUUACACCUAGGAGAAAGAAGAUUGAUCGCAAUCCCAGAGUGAAACACCGGGAGAAGUUCAGAAAAGCCAAAAUUCGCCGAAGAGGACAAGUUCGUGAAGUUCGUAGAGAAGAGCAACGUUAUAGUGGUGAACUAUCUGGCAUUCGUGCAGGAGUUAAAAAGAGCAUUAAACUUAAAUAAAAGUUGCUUUAAUUUGGGGGGCAAUUUUAGAUGAAUAAAUUUUUACUGUUAACGUGA
Messenger RNA from Condylura cristata (star-nosed mole), 1665 nucleotides. RefSeq names its product UTP3, small subunit (SSU) processome component, homolog (S. cerevisiae) (gene UTP3). Lineage: Eukaryota; Metazoa; Chordata; Mammalia; Eulipotyphla; Talpidae. Bases 175 to 1608 code for a protein of 477 amino acids. The transcript has a single exon. Gene Ontology annotation, biological process: maturation of SSU-rRNA from tricistronic rRNA transcript (SSU-rRNA, 5.8S rRNA, LSU-rRNA). The record is from RefSeq and is a predicted model, not a curated record. Gene Ontology annotation, cellular component: small-subunit processome; nucleolus.